AUGAAUCGACCUAAUGACACUACUGCGCACAAUGGAUCGGGGCGCACAAGGUCAAGGCCACCUACCGUGGAUGAGGCGCUUCCAUUCUCACCUUUCUCCUCAGUAGUUCCAUUCAAUUCAGAUAUUAUCCCGCUCCCGUCCAUUGGUCUUCGCUCGUCUGCCUCACUAUUCUCGACUGCGGCUGAACGUAACGAUGCACGGCAAGGUUUGGAAAGCUUGAACCGCGAGGCUGCAGGUCCAUAUCAAACUUCCCAAAGGCUGCAACAAACCUUACAAGAUCUUAAACAACUUCUUCAGCCCGCAAAUGUAGCGCAAUACAAAUUCAAGACGGCCCCAAAGACAACUACCGAGCAGGAUACUAGUAAUUCCGUCAAGAUGUCUCUUACCCCGUUCUCUCAAAUGCUCUACGAUGCUACCUCUUUUGAUUUUACCUAUCCAACCCCCGAAACGCCCGGUCUGCGAGCAAUGAACGGUGGAAUGGGAUCUCAGAAGCAGAGACAGCCAACAAAACCGAAACCACAAGAAACACAACCUCUGGUCGCGAAUCACCAAGCUCACCAGGCAAACUCUACAGUGACGGUUCAACUCCCAUCUAGUGUUACGCUGCAAAUUCCAGAUUCAAAGCCGAAAGUUAAAGCUGCUGCAACCCCUCAGCCUUCUACUCCCCGGCCAAAUGCGAAUUUCGCUGUAGUGAUUCCCGCUUUCAAACCUGAGAACCAUGUUUCCCCUCAUCCUACCCCUCAGCCUUCUCUCUCUUCUGUGGGUCAACCUAUGCAACGGUCUUCUGCUCAAGAUACUACCCAUCUUACUCCCCAAACACCGAUGAAGUUACCCUCACCGGCGGCUUCCCAGGACCAUGUCACCACUCCAGUCCAGCCUGGAUCCAAUUCAAAAUUAUCUAUAGUCAUACCUGAUCUACCACCAACUUUCCGUCCAGAAGAGUACGGUGUUGUGCCGGAGUCGCCGGAUACACCACAACAUAUUUCCAAAAAGAGGAAACAGUCAGGCGCUGAUGGAGAGGACGUGUCCAUGAGCUUUGACCAACGUGAAAAAGCUGAUUUGGCAUUUCGAAAUCUGCGCGAGUACCUUCAGGACAUUUUCGAGGCUGAAGAUCAGUUCCAACCGGAUACUGCAGUUUCAAACAAUUUCCUCGUCCCGACAAAUGACGGAAUUGGGCUCAACAUUGCGACACAAACAAAGGUUGAAAGUCUACUGCAAAAGAUCAUCUCAGUAGGACGUUUCUCCCAAGUUCCUCUUGAGGACUUACUACGACUGCAAAAAUUGUGUGAAGGUCCCCUGAAGGAUGCCGAGAACGUCGAUAUACGAGUGGACGAAACCAUGGGUGAAUCUGAGGUGGAUUUACUAUUGCAGCAAGUCGCUAUGAUGGAGCUCGGCCUAAAAUCUGCACGUACUUCCCUACGGUUGAUGGCUGGAGGUCGUGAAGAUAAGCAACUUUACAACGAGGAUGUAAUUCAGGUAGCCCUGAAUGCGUUCAAAAAUGCAAUGGAGAAUUGUAUUAUUCCAAUUGUUGAAAUGCGCAGCUCCGGAUCCUCAGCAACGUUGUUCAGGCUCCUCUCCGCGCAGAAGAAAAUUAUCAUUGGCCUCUUAACGCAAUCUCGACGAGUUCUAUCACUUUUGGCAAGCCUCGUGGCACGGAUUGAGCUCUCUGAGACCGUCAUCAACACCCUCGAAUUCACCGCCUCUCGUUUGAUCUUUGUUGAGAACGCUCACAGCGAGAAAGACUCGGUUCUUGGAAUUUCCAAGUUUGACGGUCUCCGCGUUGUAGCUAUGGACGUUCUCUCUCAGAUUUUCCUCAAUAACCCAUCGCAACGACAAGGUAUUUUUGAUGAGAUCUUGACUUCCCUAGAGAAGCUCCCUGUUACAAAACAGAGCGCUCGCCAUUUCAAGCUUGCAGAAGGCGGAAGCAUUCAACUUGUUUCGGCUCUAAUCAUGCGACUUAUCCAAACAAGUGCGAGUAAGGCAGAUGAUUCUAAAGAGAAGCGGAGACGCAAGGCUCUGGAGGCCUUUAAUGGCGAAGAAAAUGAAGAUGGCAUUAGUGGUAGAAACGAGGGUCAUCUUGGGCCUAAUGGGGGGCCGACCAUAACUUCUGAGACACGUGCCGAACAGCAGGCGGUGACAGCUAUUCAAGAACUUCGAGAUGUCGUCUCCCCACUUCUUGACACCGCGAGGUCGAAUGCGUCCUACGUUGUGGGGUUCAUUGUGAACAGGGCCAUGAAUUCUACCAAGACCGGUGACGCGCCGUAUCGAAAUCUACUCGACUUAUUUGUUGAGGAUUUUAUCACGUGUCUGAACUCUACAGACUGGCCAGCCGCCGAGCUGUUACUGCGCCUAUUCCUCUUCAAAAUGGUUCACCUGGCUGAGGGAGACAAGACUCCAGCUCCAGCCAAAAAUAUGGCUCUUGAUCUUUUGGGUUUGAUGGGAGCCGCAAUUUCAGAGCUGAUUUCGCACGUUCGGAAGACUGCCAGCACUCUUGAAAAUGCCGACGCUGAUUUAGGCAAAUAUCUCUCAAAAUUAGCAGAAGCAUCACUGGAAAAGAAGGCCACACCUUCCGAUCUGGUAUCAUGGGCUUGUGGUCCUUUCCGUACAUCGCUUGAGUUUCUCGACGAGCGUUGUUCUCUAGAUCCUCAAUUGGGCAGUGCAGUCGGCUUCUAUAUGGCUGAGUGGGCAUCCAAAAUCUGCUCGACGUAUGAUUUAACCAACGAUGACGAUUAUGAUCAUGCGGAGACGAAGCGGGAGUACGGUCGUCUGGCCUACAGACUGCGGAUGAUGAUCACCGACAGGAGAUGGCUAUCUACUGAAUACAGCUUUGAUACUGUUACACCCUCUCAUGCCCGUCUUGCUUACGCGGUGUCUCUGCUCCAUUCGCAAUUCUGCGAAUCGUUCGGACGAAUUCUCACGAUUCUGCUGGGGUCUAUGGCAAGUGAACAAGCAACUGUGCGAAGCAAGAGCUUGAAGAGUGUUAACCAGGUAUUGGAAACCGACCCUACAAUUCUCGAUCGGGAGCCCGCUGUGAAGCACUUGUUGUUAAGGUGUUCAAAUGACCCGUCGGUCCUAGUUCGUGACUCGGCCUUGGGCUUGAUUGGCAAAUGUAUCAGCCUACGGCCUGCACUUGAAGAGGAGAUGAUCCCAAGUAUCUUACAACGAGUCAACGACAGUGGCGUAGGUGUUCGCAAGCGCGCCAUGAAGUUGUCGAAGGAUAUAUAUCUCAGGAAUUCCAACGGAGAAGUUCGAAGCUCUAUCGCUGAUUCCCUGCUUCAUCGAGUCACGGACCAUGAUGAGGGAGUCCAGGAGUUAGCGCGCCUGACAAUAGAAGAGGUUUGGAUGUCGCCAUUCUAUCAGCCAACUUCGGCGGAGGAUAGUUCAGCUCAAUUCAAGCUGGCAAUUGCUGAUCAUGUUGCUCUGAUGGUCAAGACUGUGCAGCGUGGCAGUGGCGUCGCCACUGUGCUUGAUAAAGUCCUGCAGAACAUGCUAUCCGACGAUUCUAAAUCUGCUGCCGCGAACUUUCGAGUUUGCAAAGUUCUUGUGGCCACCAUGUUCGAGACAAUUAUCGACAAUCCAGCGAAUGAAGGAAAUAAUGCCCCAUCAGCUCGUGAUACUUUGCAAGUGCUCACGAUCUUCGCUAAAUCCAACGCCAAACUUUUCACCCCUGAGCAGGUCCAACUCUUACAGCCUUAUGUAGCCAAUGUUGGCGGUGGAGACGACCUGGCCAUCUAUCGAUCAGUAGUUAUCAUCUUCCGCCACGUUCUCCCACAGCUAUCGAAGAUGCACAAUAACUUCCUUGCGUCAGUCAGAAAGGAGCUUAUACCAGCUGUAUCACGCUUGAGUAGAGCAAUCCUCGAUGACGUCGUAGCAUGCCUGUGGAUCAUCAGCGGCGUUCUUGAUGAUUUCCAGCAUCUGACAAGGCUAGUUCUGUCGAGCUUGACUGGGAUUCAGAAGCUGAAGAACAUCAAUCUAAAGGAUCCCUCUAGGGCCGAUUUGGUGCGCAAACUCAGCAAGCUCCUAUUGAUCACGGGAAUGUGUGGCAAGCAUUGUGAUCUCGAUCCUCAGCAUGAAAGCUUCAGAAAUGCAUUCCCAGCCUGGAAGGGAAAUUCAGUCGCAAAACUUAUGUCAGACACAUUUGCACCAUUUGCAUCCCCUGAUCAACCCCUUGAUGUAAGGAAAGCUGCAUUUGAUGCGAUUGGAAUGGUCUGUCAAUCCUGGCCAAAGAACUUCUCUUCAGCCAAUAUCAGCACCUCGUUCAAGGAGGUUUUCAGUGCAAGGGAAUCCGUCCUUGAGGCGAUCAUUAUGAGAGCAUUCAAGGACUUCUUGCUACUAGAAGAGAAACGCUCCGAAGCGGGCACCGAGACUUUAGUCGGUGCUGCAGCCGACCCAACCGCUAAGCUAGGAGUCAUGGGCGGUGGUCAGGGUGAUGGUAUUGCGAUAGGUAUUGCGCAGCUGUUUCUCAAGGAUUUUACUCGGAUUGCCUUAGCAAGUCAAGACGAGCAAGCACUUCUUGCCACUGAACUCAUCGUUAGCAUCACGCGCCAGGGUCUUGUUCAUCCCAAGGAAUGCGGGCCACCUUUGAUCGCUCUUGAAACCUCACAGAAUCCUAAGAUUGCCGACUUGGCAUUCCGCGGACAUCGAACACUUCAUGAGAAACACGAAACCAUUCUCGAAAGGGAAUACAUGCCCGCCGUUCAUCUUGCAUAUGUAUACCAGCGCGACGUCGUGAAGGAUAUACAUGGCGCUACCCUCAACCCAUUCGCCCCAAAGCUAUACAUGCUAAUCGAUGUCCUAAAGAUCAGCAAAGCCAAGAAUCGCAAGAGAUUUUUCGAGAAUCUCUGCUCGCGCAUUGAUUUUGAUCCCGCAAAAAUGGACAUAGCACAGCUUCCUCAUCAUCUCGAGUUCUCUCAAUUCAUUAUAGAAAACAUGGCUUUCUUUGAAUACGCCUCUGUGGAUGAGCUCUUGGCGGCAAUUGUUGCUAUGGAAAAGGUCGUUGCAGGAACUGGCACUGGCAUUGCCCAUGCAAUUGAUACGGAGGUUUUUCAUGUCAGCUUGACCGAGCCAUCUGAAAUUGAUGAGAACGGGCAGCCUCAUCCAGUCAAGCCUUCUAUUGAUUCUACCCGCCUACUCCAAUUGACAGCCUCUUCAAUGAUGCUCUCCUCCCUUUGGGAGGCUCGCACUUUCCUUCGACGUCAAUAUGGACUUACGACAAAUCGGCGCGAGGGCAAGGGCAAAGCUGCCACCAAGGAUCUAAAUAAGGCGCCAGUGAAAGUUCCUUUUAUCAACGGCGAUAAGUUUUGGGAACAGGUUUCAUCUACAAUGUCUGCGCUUGAAUCAGAAGAAAGCAUGCUCAAGCAAUGCCGUGCGUUCGUCGAUCUCCUAAGUGUGGACCAGGAUUUCAAGAUUGCUGCUGAGGCAGAUGACGACGGUGGAAGGACUCGGCUCACCACGCCAAGUGAUGACGAGGAUAAUGAAACCCUGGAUCCGCCAGGCAGUGGACGGGGUCGUAAGAGAAAGCCUUCUAGUACUCCAGGUGGACGAAAGAAGAGAGCUCGAUCAUCUUCCGCCUCUCGGGCACGUGGCAAACCAAAGGGGGCAGGGAAGAGGGCAAGCGUGGAUAGCGAUGACUUUGACGACCUAGCAUGA
Amorphotheca resinae ATCC 22711 is the source of this 5649-nucleotide messenger RNA. RefSeq lists its product as hypothetical. NCBI's taxonomy places the organism in Eukaryota, Fungi, Ascomycota, Leotiomycetes, Helotiales, Amorphothecaceae. The record is from RefSeq and is a predicted model, not a curated record. Gene Ontology annotation, molecular function: chromatin binding. Gene Ontology annotation, cellular component: Scc2-Scc4 cohesin loading complex. The transcript is spliced from 3 exons. The coding region runs from base 1 to 5649 and encodes 1882 amino acids. Gene Ontology annotation, biological process: establishment of mitotic sister chromatid cohesion; regulation of gene expression; replication-born double-strand break repair via sister chromatid exchange.